CUUCGUUCUGGUGGAUCAGUACAACAUUAUUUUUAUGUGGCACUGAAAUCGAUCUGGAAAGAGCUUCACGCGGUGAUUAGAAAGUUAAGAAAAACAUAUCCAGACUACCGUAUUUUGUUUACUGGACACUCGUUAGGAGGUGCAUUAGCCAGUCUCGCAUCCACUUUGUACGCUCAUCGGCAUCCAUCACUUUCAGAUAGGAUCCAUCUGAUGACUUUUGGGCAGCCACGAGUUGGAAACUAUGAAUACGCUGUGACUCACAGUGAACUUGUUCCAAACAGUUGGCGAAUCGUUCACAAAUACGAUUUGGUGGCUCAUCUACCAGCGUGUGCGAUCCGACUCAUCUCACAUUCCUGUGUUUCAUUGUUGAAUCAUUCACCGUACCAUCAUGGUACGGAAGUUUGGUUCCCAUCGAACAUGACGCGGAACGCUCUUUACCGAGUGUGUAACGGAUUGCCAUUGUAUGAGGAUGACACGUGCAGGUAG
Molecule: messenger RNA, 486 nt
Organism: Haemonchus placei
Lineage: Eukaryota; Metazoa; Nematoda; Chromadorea; Rhabditida; Trichostrongylidae
Source: the annotation of a GenBank genome assembly